AUGAGAGAAAAAAGAAACCAGUGCUACCAGAAGUCCAUCAGCGUCUACAGAGUCAACAUGGUCUCGAGAGUCUGUUUGAGCAUGAUUGCGGCCACUCUUGCGACAGCAGUCACUUGUGCUCAGGCUGCGGAAACUACUCGACCACCAAUUAUAAUGUAUCAGGGAGCAGAUGAUCGUGUACGUGUCAGCAUCCACACCGGAGAGGAAGACGUCUCCUUCCCAAGUUUAAAUCAUCAAGAGUUCGAAUACACUAACCCAGACUCUGUGGACGGGCAGAAUCUGUUUGAGAAGGACAUAAUGUUGACUCCUGAGCAAUGGCAAGCAUUAAGGGAGAGGAAAGCCAUUCGUAAGCUGGUCUACCGCUGGCCAGAUGGUCCCGACGGCUAUCCAUUAGUUCCUUACUACACAGUUAGUGGAGUUAAUGUGACUGCAAUACUUGCUGGCCAGAAGCACUGGAUGGACAACACCUGCAUCAAGUUUACUCAAGUUACCAAUACCAAUCAGCCUUGCCUCAAAUAUUAUUAUGGUUCUGGAUGUUGGUCUUAUAUUGGACGUCUAACCACUAAUGGCCAAGAUGUCUCCAUAGGCAAAGGCUGUGACACGCUUGGCACGGUAGUUCACGAGACUGGCCACGCCAUUGGCUUCUUCCAUGAGCAAUCACGACCCGAUCGAGACGGCUAUGUUAAUAUAAUUUUCUCGAACAUCGACUCUAACAUGGCGUUCAACUUUCUCAAGUACAACACGACCGAUAUCAACGACUACGGUGUCCUCUACGACUACUCUUCCGUGAUGCACUAUGGCUCCCUGUAUUUUUCAACGAACGGGAAUUUGACCAUUAGUACUAUCUACCCUUUCGCCCAGACUAUCAUUGGCCAGCGCACUGGCCUCUCUCACCGUGACAAACUUCUGGCCAACCGUAUGUACAACUGCACUGGCAAGUGGCUAGCGAAAUGUGGUCUCACCGCUGACCCGUGUCAGAACGAAGGCUACACUGGAGUCAACUGUACAUGUGUGUGUCCUCCUGGUACCUCUGGAACAAGGUGUCAGACUGUUAUAAGCGGUUACUACAGUAAGAACUCCAUUACUGUAACACCGUUAUUUCCUUGA
Molecule: messenger RNA, 1107 nt
Organism: Cherax quadricarinatus
Lineage: Eukaryota; Metazoa; Arthropoda; Malacostraca; Decapoda; Parastacidae
Source: RefSeq, a predicted model, not a curated record